Colletotrichum truncatum is the source of this 159-nucleotide messenger RNA. The record is from RefSeq and is a predicted model, not a curated record. NCBI's taxonomy places the organism in Eukaryota, Fungi, Ascomycota, Sordariomycetes, Glomerellales, Glomerellaceae.
AUGAUGGAACAAGGAGCUAGGAAACAACAUCGUAAUUUACGCCGUCCCCUAGCUUCGGGCUUGACGAUAAGGGGGCGGGCCUUGGUCUUGCCGGCCCAGUCUUCUCAUCCUUCAAUGAGCCCUGGUAAUCACCUGACAGUUCAAUGCUCAGGAGUUUGA